UUUUAAAAUACACGCAAUAAAAAAACGCCGGUCAAAAAGCUACAAAAACUUUAUUCUUUAACACACAUUUAAAAGAUCAGCAUUUUACAUAUAUUUAACCGGAAAGUAAUGCGGUCGCUCCACACGAAUUUCUAAAACCCCCCAUCAGGACCGUUGUACUGUAAUACUGCGGUAGUACUACUACUUCCUUUACUACGCAGUAUUUUGUGUACUGCACUGCCUUUUGUCCUGCAUUUGUCCUGAGUGGAGGCGUUUACGGGGGUUUUCUGGGAAGAAAACGGAUCGGUCAGGUGAGGAGGUUCGACUUUACAUCUGAUUUGAACCGUUUGAUUCAUUGUUGCCCUCAACAGCUGGAGGUUCGGAGUGAUGGAUUUUCCCCUCAGUGCCAUGCCACCAAAGAGAAACUUCACAUCCAGUCCCACACACCCACAGGUGAAGAUGAUAAAGAUCGGAAGUGUUUCGGAUGCACAUGAGUUUCCCAACUUCUCAAUGGAGGAAAACUACCUGGAGGAAGAGCCAUCCAGCCACAUGCACCUCCUCAAGAAUGAGCCUGAAAGUAUCGACUUUGAUGAAGAAAAUCCUGGCAGUCCAGGCAUCAGAACAGACACCAUCAGCCUGUUGAUGAAAAUAGAGCAACUCCAGGCACAGCUGAAGUACGAGCGCAGAUGCAGACUGCUGGCAGAGAAGGAGCUAAGGGAACUCAGAGAGAUGAACAGCCUCAUGAUUCAGAUGAGGCACACCGCACACGAGCUAAGGGUUACCCUGGAUCAGGUUCUUCAAGGGGGCGAGGCAGCAGUUGCCCCACAAACAGCCGAUGAACCCGUCACGUUUAUAACAGAACCCGAGGCCCAGAUGAGAGCAGCUCCCAAUGUUUCAGAUGAAGAUCAUAAGUUUGUGUAUCUCUCAGAGACUCUUCGAGUGCCAAAGAAUCUCUAUGAGCGCAUUGCAGAAAUAGCAGAUUACAAGAAGUAUGUUUCAGCAAUGCUGAUGGUACUUUUUGACCGAGCCACUCUGGCUACGCAUUGCCUUCAGGCCCGCAAGACCAGCUUUGUGGGCGAGGAGAGCCACAAACCUUCACUGCCGCCUGAGAUUCUGAAAAGCCUGAUAGAUCACGUUGUGGAAAAGUUUUGCGUCGACAGCAGCCAAGUCAAAACUGCGAUCCGCACAAAGCUGAACAAUGAGGACAAGCUCUUCAAGAAGAGGCUGGGGAUAGGCAGAGCUGAAAGCAAGCCUGUGUCUGAUCAGACCUUUUCCCAAGAUGCUUCACUUGUAGUGGACAAUGGCGCUGGAAUGAGCAACUCUCAUUUCUAGCUGGUGUGUCUUUAUGUCAUCUCGUGUCAAAUAGGAUGACAGGUUGCAUCUUCUGAACAAAAAAGGUUGUUUUUGCACACGGUUACCUGCUUCAUUUCAUUCCUUUCAGCAUUUGUACAAACGUUGUUUCUUUUUAACUUCUUUUUACCACACUUGUAGAAUAAUGAAAACUGUUUUAGGAACACUAAUAAAAUUAAAAAAGACUGUCA
Molecule: messenger RNA, 1520 nt
Organism: Oryzias melastigma (Indian medaka)
Lineage: Eukaryota; Metazoa; Chordata; Actinopteri; Beloniformes; Adrianichthyidae
Exons: 6
Coding region: 367-1311 (314 amino acids)
Molecular function (GO): DNA binding
Source: RefSeq, a predicted model, not a curated record